GCGCUUCACAGCUAUUAGUUUGUUUGCCUCCAUUACAACAGCAACACCUCAGGCUGUGGAAGAAGUGACCCCAGUCAGGAGAGCAGGAGCUACCCUCUUUGCAGCCACAUUACUCCACUUCAAAUAUUUCCCAUUUCUAAAGUGGGGAAGCAGAUAUGUCACUUACUCUAAGUAAAAGAGAAAAUGAUAAGGAGGAUGACAUUACAUCAUUUACUCUAAGUAAGAGAGAAAAUGAUAAGGAGGACAAGUUUGAAGACGCCUAUGAAUUUAUCCCUGUGGCAACAACAAUGAAUCUGAUAUCUUCCCUGGAAGAAUGCACAACUGGACUGUAUUUAUUUCUAAAUAACAGAUUCUCAGAUGCCAUAAAUCUCAUUCAUCCAUGGUCAAAAAACAGCAUAUACCAUGCUCUAAUUUAUGAUAUCCUCAUGGUUGUCAAGGCCAUCUUGACUUUUGAUCCACAGGAUAUACAGACUGGAAUGACUGCUGCACAGGAAGCUGUGAAAACUUGUAACAGUUUCCGAAGAAAAUCUAGGAUGAUGAGUUUGCCUCAUCUAGUGAGUAAACAGGGAAUAAAGGCAAUCAAAGAAGAGGAAUUGCAUGCGGAAGUCUGCUAUGCUGAGUGUUUGAUCUUGAAAUCCACUAUAACAUUUAUACAGGAUGACAGUGUGCUUAGUUUUCUUAAAAGUGGGAUCAGUGUUGGGUUAAGUUAUCAAAUAUACAAAGACUGUCAACAAGUGUUAACACAGAUACCUAACAACCAAAGCAAAACCCACAGACAUCUGGUUGGAGGAAUAAAAUUUGGACUUGGAGCAUUCAAUCUGAUAUUAUCACUUGUGCCACCAAAGACACUCAAACUACUCAAUGUUGUUGGCUAUUCUGGUGAUAGAGAGGUAGGCUUGGCUUUGCUUCAUGAGAGUGCAUCUGAAUCCCAUUUAAAUAAUAUCUUAAGUGUUGUGACUCUGCUCUUUUAUUACAAUUAUAUCUAUGUAGCUUUUGGUGUUGAAAAGGGUCACAAUUCUGCUAUAGAAGAUCUCUUCCUAAUCUACCUUCAGAAAUUUCCAAAGUGUGUCAUACUUAAAUUUUUUCAUGCACGUUUUACUAUGCUGAAAGGAAAUUUGGAGAAUGCACAGUUAAUAUUAGAGGAGAGCAUUUUUAUUCAAAAUGAAUGGAAACAGAUUCAUCACCUCUGUUACUGGGAACUCAUGUGGUGCCACAUUUUUCUGCAGGAUUGGAAGCAGGCUUACCGCUAUGCAGAUCUACUGUUUCAGAACAGCAGGUGGUCCAAGACAAUAUAUUUGUACAGUAAAGCUAUACUACUGGCCUUGCUUCCGUCUGAUUUUGUGAAAUUGGUAAGUGAGGAUAUGAACUCUCUCUUCAUAAAAGUGGAUAGCCUGAAAGUCAAAAUUUUAGGAACUUCUGUACCAAUAGAAAAGUUUGUUGCUGACAAGGGUCAGCGCUAUGGUACUACCACAGGCUGGUUUACAGCACAGCCCAUCCUGGAAUUCAUUUAUGCCUGGAGCGGUUUCCGAGUCAUAAGCAAAAAACUAGGCCUUAUCAGAAGCUGGCUUUCAAUAAUUGACAAAGGAGAAGAACUUUUACGAGAAAAUCCAAAUAAAGAGUAUGGCACAGAUGACAUAAGUUUGUUAAAUCUACUGAAAGGUCUAUGUCUGAAACACUUAGGGAAAUAUUCAAUGGCUGAACAGUACUUUAAUCGUGUCAUUCAAAAGGAGAAAUUGUUAAAAUAUGACCACUAUUUGGUGCCGUAUACUUACUAUGAACUGGGAAUUCUAUACUAUCUCAAAGGAGAUAAUGCUAAUGCAACAAAAAGCCUAGACAACAUAAAAAACUACAAAGACUAUUCCAUGGAAGCCCGAUUACAGUUUAGGGUUCACAUAGCCCUUGAACAAAUAGCUAAAGGAAAGUGAUUUAGACACAAAAUGUGGUUUUGUUUAUUAUGAGUGAAGUAUCUACAGUCAGCAAGGUAAUUAACAGGUAGGAAAAUCAUUUCUUUGUGGAAGAAAUCCAAGAAGAGGCAGCUGCUAAGAAUCUGACCAGGAACAAGUAGGAAAGGAAUGGGCCAUUACUUUUCCCUCUUUCC
This is a messenger RNA of Diceros bicornis minor, 2098 nucleotides long. RefSeq names its product tetratricopeptide repeat protein 39B-like. Bases 156 to 1925 code for a protein of 589 amino acids. The transcript has a single exon. The record is from RefSeq and is a predicted model, not a curated record. NCBI's taxonomy places the organism in Eukaryota, Metazoa, Chordata, Mammalia, Perissodactyla, Rhinocerotidae. Gene Ontology annotation, molecular function: protein binding. Gene Ontology annotation, biological process: negative regulation of cholesterol storage; regulation of cholesterol efflux; cholesterol homeostasis.